AUGCUGGAGACCUUCGUCCGGGGCACGCUCAACUCGGCAAGUUGUGCAAGCAAACUGUACAUCUUCGGCGGCAACGAGGUCCGAAUGCUUCAGUCCUCAAGAAGGCCUUCGCCCAGCAUGAGACAUUCCACAGCGUGCAGAUGUACGACCUCUCUAAAG
This is a messenger RNA of Symbiodinium sp. CCMP2592, 159 nucleotides long. Lineage: Eukaryota; Dinophyceae; Suessiales; Symbiodiniaceae. The record is from the annotation of a GenBank genome assembly.